UCUCUUUGAAUUCAAUGGUAAGUUCCAUCUUCAUGUCCCAAAGGCCAGCUCACCAGCUCUCUGUUCCCAGCAAGGGCUAUAGGAUCACCCAUGGAAUUGUCAUGGGGUCUGCAGAGCCACCAUGUGGACUUGCCACAGGGGGCUGCAGGGCCACCACAGGAACCCCCACGGGGGCUGCAGUGCCACCCACGGCUCACAGCGUUGGGUGAGGGGCACUGCCAGGCUGGGCAGAGUGCAGAGGCCCCAGGGACCCCUCUACAGAGGUUCCAGCCCAGGUCCCUCUGAGCAGUGGGCUGAGAGCCCGGCCUGGUCCGGUGGUCUACUCCCAGGCAGCUCAGUGGAGUGUUUUUUGCAUUGGGUGCAGGAACAGAGCCACAUCCCAUCCUGGCCAUCCUCCCCCCAGGUACUCGACUCCCAAAGGGGCCAAGUCCCAUUCCAGCCAUCCUCCCUCCUGAGGUGCAUCCCUGUGACACCAGCCUCUUCUCAGAAGGAACGUACUCACACAGAAAACAAACUGGGAGCAGGUGCCAGGUGUGACGCCUCCUGGAGGAAGCCACAAGCCAGCACAGCACAGGUUGGAAGACAAUAUCACAUUCAUGGUGAACCAGCCCAAAUACCAAGGAACAAAGUGUGGCAGCAGGAUGCCGAGUCAAGCACUGACAGAUCACUGUUUGUAUGUGCAGGGGAUGAGGUGUCCCCUUGACUGCCCUUCACUGAAAAAGAAGCUUUAUUCCUCAAGGCUUUGGCCAAUUUUUUUUUCCAGACAACUCUGCAGAUGGAGCAGUAACUAGAUUUUGCUUUCAUUAAUCCACGGGCAAAAUACUGCAGAAGAAGGGAAGCAGGCAGGCCUGCAAGCGCAUUUGUGCCCAUCAGUUUGCACUGCUCCCAGCAGCUUGGGCAUCCUUUUCUGUGGAGCUACCACAGGAAAAGCUGAGCAGGAACCACACAAGAGCAACAUGCCACAUCGUUUCCACUCUUGGGAACAAAACCUGGAUGGCCACAACUGAGACAAAGCAGUUCUUCAUGCAUUUAAUCCAUGGCAACAGACCUAAUUUGCAGAAGGACUACACAACCCCACUGCUUGUAGCCUAGCUCCUCUUUGUGCAGAGCUCUUGGGCAAUGCUGCUGCAGCUGGGAGAGGUCAGCCAAAAGCCAUGUCCACAUCCCUGCUGCUCUCUGCCCACUUUUCUCCCUUCAGCGAGCCUCAGUGGGGAAGGGAGCAUUCUCCUUGGGUUCUUUUCUUUCACUCCCUCUUUACACACACUUCCUUUGUCCCACCUUGCUCUUUCCCUUCCUCUUACAAACUGUAUCGAAAGCACAAUCUCAGUACUUACAUUGAUAUGUUCUAUUUACAGGGCUAUAAAACACUCAUAAAUCAAUACUAAUAUCAUGGUUUAAAUAUUAAUAUAUAUAUAUAUUGGAAAUAGAAGACCCUGUCUACUCCUGUUCCCUGGGUGGAAAGAAAAGUAGCCUUUACCCUGGAAACUGUAUCAGCACAUGAAUCAGAUUCCUGUAUUGCCUGUUUGUAGCUAUUAGCAUCUGAAGAGAGAUUCCACUUUCUGUAGCACCCAAGCAAGCAUCCUGCCUGUGGUUUCCCCAAAGACCGACACCAAACCUCCCAUUUUGGCUCCCAAACCAAUCAAGUGGAGCCAAAUGCCCCAGUCACUGGUGUAGUGGCUGCUGAAGGAGAGCUGAGGCCCUGGAGGCCCUGUUCCACAUACCGAACCCUGCUGUGCUUUUAUUGUUUGGAAACUGCAGCUACACUUGAUAACUUGGCAGAGACACAGCCAUCAACUAGGUCACUUGGAUACAGUCUCUCCACUGCUGUUAAAGAGCUUCCCCAUUCCUAAAGUCCUCUCACAGAAUAGUAGCAGCUGCUGAUUCAUCCCCCUCUUCAGGAAAACAAAACGUGAGAGCUGGAAAGGCAGCCAGGCAGAGCAGGAGGCGCUUUUUCCAUCCCACAGCACUUGAGAGGAAUAUACAUACCCUGUCCAUGUGCUUGCUCCAGGGCAAAGGAGGAGCUGAGGCCAUUUUUGGUCCUGAAUGUACUACAGUAAAUACAACAGACCGAAGCCAGAGCAUAUCUCCGUGGCCCUGGGGCCCCAAGCAGAGAUGUUUUCUUGGGGCCAUCUUGCUUUGGAAGGAGACGGCAUUGGCAGCAGUUUGCUUGGACUGCAGGUGCUGUGUUGCUGGGGCCCUGCUCUGCCUGGACGCAGGGCUUCCAGGGUUACUGGUUUCUUGCCAGCAAAACAUGUAUCUACUCAGCUGCUGAGAAGGCAAAGCAACAUGAGUAACCUUGCUUCAGCAGCUGCAAAGCGGGCAAGGAAAUGGGCUGAGACCUAAGAUGGGAGCUGGGGGCUUUUGUCCAGUUGCCUCACCCUGAGCAACCUGCUGUGCUGGGAGCAGAUCCCUGCAGAGAAACCACCCUGACUGCUCCAGAGCCACAGCAGCCUGCUUAGAAUCAACUGCCAGCUCCAGCCCCUAGAAAGUUCAAGGCUUUAGUUUUGGGGAGUCGUUCUUGUUGUUUCCUCAUCAAUUUUGUUCAGGACUCUGGUGCUGGGGUCUGCCAAGCCACUGUUUCCACCAUACUUGAAUAUCUUUGCCAUGGACGUGCACCCCGGCCACACAGCUCUCCUGAAAGGCAGACACAUGUUCACAUCUGCCCAGCCCCUGAGGGGCGCAGGGCAAUGACACGUCCUCUCAUCCCACCAGCAGUCCUGUGGGACUUGUCCCAGCACCCGGGCAGGGAGGCGGGUGCCGCUGCAGUCCCACCAGCCCUCCUCACAGCCCACGGCAGCCCCCACUUCCCGCACGAAGGGGCCGCCAUCACAGCACGGCGGGACCGCCCCGCCUCAAGAUGGUGCCCGGCCGGCUCCGCACCGCCCCGCCUCAAAAUGGCGGCGGGCAGGGCCGGCCUCUCCCGCCCCCCUCAGCCGGGGCGGCGCCUGCGGCAGCAUGGCGGACGAUAAGGACCCGCUGCCCAAGCUGAAGGACCUCGCCUUCCUGAAGGGGCAGCUGGAGAGCCUGCAGCGGCGGGUAGAGGACGAGGUGCACGCCGGCGUGGGGCAGGAUGGCUCCCUGCUGGCUUCCCCUUUCCUCAAGGGCUUCCUGGCCGGCUACCUCGUAGCUAAACUCCGCUUCUCGGCAGUCCUGGGUUUUGUGGUGGGGACGUGCACGGGCAUCUACGCAGCGCAGAACUAUGCCGUGCCCAACGUGGAGAAGACGGUCCGGGACUACCUAAGCUCUCUGAGGAAAGGUGGGGACUAGUGAGGGGAACCUGGCCGGCAGCGGCUGUAUCAGUGGCACUCCUGGGACAGGCAGUGGGGCAGGAGGCUCCUGGGGCACCCGGACACAUCCUGCGUGACGUUCCUGCCCCUUGGACAAGAGCUUCACACCAACCGUUGUGAGACACCCACAGGUCUGGUUACGGGGUGUCCGUAACCAGUAACGGUGAGAGGCAACCACACCAUUACCCCCAGCAGCUCGGACGUGUCAGCAGCCAGCUGGGUGCCAGCUGCCCUCUCCCUUGGCCCCUCUCCCUGCAGACCCCCAGUGCUGUCACUGCCCACGUGCCCUUCCACUGAGCAGGCGCCCUGCCCUAGGAGUGUGCUUUGUGUGGCUUCCUGGGGAGACUUCUGCUUCUCUCCUUAAUGAGAAACAAAGCCAUUCCCUUCCUCUGUAUCAGAAAUGUAACAGGUAAUAUCCUGUUUUAAUCAGGUUCAUUAAAUUCAUGGUAUUUGCUCUCUU
This is a messenger RNA of Cygnus olor (mute swan), 3747 nucleotides long. Its product is annotated as SLC35A4 upstream open reading frame protein. The coding region runs from base 2956 to 3267 and encodes 103 amino acids. The transcript has 3 exons. The record is from RefSeq and is a predicted model, not a curated record. NCBI's taxonomy places the organism in Eukaryota, Metazoa, Chordata, Aves, Anseriformes, Anatidae.